Messenger RNA from Lasiodiplodia theobromae, 642 nucleotides. RefSeq lists its product as uncharacterized. The record is from RefSeq and is a predicted model, not a curated record. Bases 1 to 642 code for a protein of 213 amino acids. Lineage: Eukaryota; Fungi; Ascomycota; Dothideomycetes; Botryosphaeriales; Botryosphaeriaceae. The transcript has a single exon.
AUGACCAACCUGACCCUGCGCUCCUUCGCCUGCGCCGCCAUUCUCCUCAUUCUCAUCUACAACUUUUCUGCGUCUCUCACCAACUACAUCUGCAUCCCCUCGGGCAUCACCUCCGUGCCACCUUUCCUCACCUCAUCCGCCUCAUCCACCGCCGACAUGGCCAACGCUGUCGACCCCUCCACCCACCUCCGCCUCUCUCUUGCCCAAACCUCUAAAUCUCCGCCCACCCUCUCACUUACCGUCACCAACACCCACCCCAGCGCCGCCCUCACCUUCGUUACCUGGAACACGCCGCUCGACGACGCCCUACUACCGCUCGGUCUGCUCGCUAUCACCGACCCUACGACCGGCGAGCGCCUGAACAAGGACUCGAUCAAGAUUAACCGCAUGACGCCACCCGAGGCCGACGCUUUCGUCUCGCUCAAGCCCGGUCAAACCAGUGAGGAGCACGUCGUCGAGCUGCGGAACGGUCCGCUCGUGCCGCUCGAGAAGGUGAAGGGGGGAAAGGUCCAGGUGAAGGUCCAAGGCCAGUGGGGCGACGUGUGGGUGGAUGAGGAAGUUGGGCCGCAGCGGUGGGGUGAGAAGAGCGGGAAGGGCGUGAAGGGGGCGUUUGACAGUGGGGUUGUUGAGGUCGAGGUUUGA